Molecule: messenger RNA, 1078 nt
Organism: Mangifera indica (mango)
Lineage: Eukaryota; Viridiplantae; Streptophyta; Magnoliopsida; Sapindales; Anacardiaceae
Product: protein EMSY-LIKE 3-like
Exons: 5
Coding region: 185-937 (250 amino acids)
Biological process (GO): defense response to fungus
Source: RefSeq, a predicted model, not a curated record
AAUGUCGGUGGAUGGUAGAGUUUCAGUUCCCGCCAUUAUAUUUUUCCCUUGCCAUAGCGGGCAGAUAUGAGUUUCCUGCAAUAUUUAGUGAUUAGAUUAAUGCUUACAUCAGAACUCGUGUGAAGAUAUAUUGGCCAGAAAAAAUAAAUCAUCUUUUCUAUGCUCACGCUAGCGAAAUUUUUCAAUGGCAGAACUUGGUCGAAUGGAUGAAGACAUAAAGUUUCAAAUUCACUGUAUGGAGAAAGAGGCAUACUGUUAUGUUUUGAGGGCUUUCAUUGCCCAAUCUGAUCUCCUUUCAUGGGGUAAGGAGGGGCUUAUUACUGAAUUGAGAAAGGAACUUAAUGUUACCGAUACGGAACAUGGAGAACUUCUUAUGCAAAUCAACUCUGACAAGCCAAUUAAAAUGAUAAGGGAAUGGCGGGAAGGUGCUCACCAUGCCCAAGAACCACUUUAUGGAAAAGUGGAUGCUUCCAGCUUUCUUCCAGGCUUUGCUCCUGAUUCAGUUGGCAAUACAGUCCCAAAAAGAGUGAAAAAUUCUCAUUCUUCAGUCUCAAAAUCUCAGAAAUAUGUUCCAUAUAGUCUACCUUCUCCAGGAACACAAUCCUGGAAAUAUGUGUCACACAUUCAACCUUCUUCUGUAACUCUUCCUUCUCCAUUGCUGGUGCAAUUCAGGGAUGAUCAACCUAACCAUGAAUCAGUUGUGAUCUCCUCUGGGAAUCCUGAGCAGUCUAUGAAGAUAGUUAAUCAUAAUAAUCAGGCACCAUCUGACGGCAAACGAAAAGUACUGGGGAAAUUUCAAUCAAAGAAAGUUAUUCAUGCACCUGAUGUUAAGAAAAGAUCCGAUGUAAUUGAGAUACGUGCAACAGAUAAGCUUAUUCACAAGGCAAAUUGGAGCAGCAUAAUGGGUAAAGUAGAAGUUCACAACUCAAGAGUCUGAUGUUUUGUGGAUUCUAUUCUGUUUCUAGCUCAAUUCACCCUUUGUAGCUUUUCUACAAUCAAUUAACUCUCAUCUUACAUACUGUGCCAAAAAUGUUGUUCUAUUAUAGAUGAGAGAUUGCUUUGUUCACCUCCAUCUGUC